This is a messenger RNA of Sesamum indicum (sesame), 1022 nucleotides long. RefSeq names its product alpha carbonic anhydrase 1, chloroplastic. NCBI's taxonomy places the organism in Eukaryota, Viridiplantae, Streptophyta, Magnoliopsida, Lamiales, Pedaliaceae. Gene Ontology annotation, molecular function: carbonate dehydratase activity; zinc ion binding. Gene Ontology annotation, biological process: one-carbon metabolic process. The record is from RefSeq and is a predicted model, not a curated record.
CCCAUCUCAAUGAUCAAACCAAACAUAUCAAAAAUCAGUGUUCGAUAUUGGCAUUGAGGAAGAAGAAGUAGGUGGUGGUGGUGGUGGAUGUUAAUAAUCAUGGCUGCUCCUUUGCCCUUCUUCACUUUUACAGCCACUCUGCUGAUCGUCGGCUCUUUCGCUUUUACCACGUUAAAGGUGGACGAACCACUCCAGUUCACAUAUUCGGGAGCCACAGGCCCGGACAGGUGGGCGAGCCUGAACCCCAACUUCUCCCUCUGUGCAAACGGGAAAUCUCAGUCACCAAUCAAUAUCGUCACGAACCAAGUUGUCCUGAACAAGAACUUGCAGCCCCUCAUCAGACAAUACCAUGCUGUAAACGUUACUCUGGUCAACAAUAAGUUCACUGUCGCGAUAGAGUAUCCUGAUCAUACGGGAGGGAUAACUGUAGAUGAGAAGCAGUAUGUACUGAAGCAAAUGCACUGGCAUUCUCCUUCUGAGCAUAGAAUUGAUGGAAAACGAUAUGCUGCGGAGCUUCACAUGGUGCACGUUGCUGAUGACGGCAAGGUUUUAGUAGUUGCGACCCUUUUCAAAUACGGACACACCGAUCCAGUUCUUGGAAAGAUAGAGAACAAGUUGAAUGAACUGGGGUCUGAGGUUGUCAAGAGGCAGGAAGCAGGUCCGAUCGCAGUCGGGCCAUUUCACCCGACAGAAUUGAGGCAAACUCCGAGCAAGUAUUACAGAUACGUAGGCUCUUUCAGUGCCCCUCCUUGCACUGAGAAUGUCAUUUACCUCGUUCUUGCAAAGGUGAGAUCUAUAUCUAGGGAGCAAGUGGAGGCUCUCAAGGCUCCUUUGGACAUGAGAUGCAAGAACAAUGCCAGGCCUUGUCAGCCAAUCAACGGGCGACACGUGGAGGUAUAUGAAGGGAAUUGAUGUAUACAAAUAUGUGUAUAUGAUGUGUAAUUUCAUCUCUUUUAUGAUCUUAUUGUAUUGAAAAAUCGUGAAGGUCUUUUAGAGUGAAAAUUGUCAUAUGCAAACCUCAA